GUUAAAACGCAGUGAAGUAAAAAGAGUAACCAAACAUAAGCGAGUAAAAAAGAAAUGUUAAAUACGACAGUAUUGUUCAGUGUUGCUGGUCGCUGAUCUAAUGAUUCUCUGUUACAGAUCAGUGCUGGUUACGCGUUCACAGCUGAGCUCUUCUGCGCAUGCGCUGACAAGAAUGACUUUUUUUCGGAAGCAAAAACUCCAGGAAAGCGAUUGUUUCUCUUCGGCCCAAAGAGGAUCGUUUACAGAUAUAUGGAGGCUUUCAGAAUAGAUUCACGCAUGGAUAAUGAAGUACGGGACUGUGUACGUCUAGUAAGACUCAAUGAAAUGGUGUAGAAGAACAAAUAAACAGAGUUUGUGCGACAGUGGACGUGUUCAGGUUUCUGGAGCUCAUCUGAUGACUCUGAGAUCCUCCUGAAUCUUCUGGGCUCAAACAGCGGCUGUCAUGCAGAUCCUGCUGUGCUUCAGCUUCGGGUUCUUCAUGCUGGACUCUUGCAUGAGCCACACUUCGUUCACUUGUGAGCCUGUGCAUGUGCAAUGGUGCCACGGCAUGCCCUACAACACCACCUUCUUCCCCAACAUGCUGGAGCACUAUGACCAGGACAUCGCUGCGGUGAAGAUGAAGGCCUUCAUGCCGCUGGCGAGCCUGCGCUGUUCUCCUGAGGUGCAUCUGUUCCUGUGCCAGGCGUUUGUUCCCGAGUGCACUGACCACACGCGUGUCCUGCGGCCCUGCAGAGAGCUGUGUGAGCGAGUGCUGUCCGACUGCAGCAGAGACAUGCUGACCUUCGGCAUCAGCUGGCCGUCCGAGCUGCAGUGCGACCGAUUGGAGUCAUGUCACACGUCUGCGGUUUCAGCCGCGGAGAUGACCACCUCCAGAAGCUCUCUGUCCUCCGGCCGGGAUCUGGGGUUCUGGUGUCCCCUUCAGCUGAAGACACGACCCGGUCAGGGCGGCUCUUUCCUCGGGGCUCAAGACUGCGCUCCGCCGUGCCACAACAUGUACCUUAAACCGCAAGAAGUUCAGUUCGCCAAGACCUUCAUCGGCGUGUGUUCCAUUGUGUGCUUAUGUGCAACUCUCUUCACAUUUUUAACCUUCCUCAUUGAUGUGAAGCGCUUUCGCUACCCUGAGCGUCCGAUCAUCUUCUACUCCGUCUGCUACAGUUUCGUCUCUCUGGUCUAUUUUGUUGGUUUUCUGCUGGGUAACGAGGCGGCCUGUAACGAGCCGAGUCUGCCGGGCCGCGUGUGGACGGCUGUGCUGGGAGCCCAGAGUCGCGUCUGCUCGCUGCUCUUCAUGCUGCUGUAUUUCUUCUCCACUGCGGGAAUGGUGUGGUGGGUAGUUCUGACCAUCACCUGGUUUCUGGCCGCGGGACCAAAGUGGAGCUGUGAAGCGAUAGAGAAGAAGGCGGUGUGGUUCCACACGGUGUCCUGGGGUCUCCCCGGAGCGCUCACCGUCAUGCUGCUGGCGCUGGAGAAGGUGGAAGGGGACGGCAUCAGCGGCGUGUGUUUCGUGGGUCUCUACGAUCUCACGGCGCUGCGCUGGUUUGUGGUGGCUCCGCUGGCCAUCUCCGUGCUGGCUGGCCUCUCGCUGCUGCUCGCUGGCAUCAUGUCUCUGAACCGCGUGCGUCAGGUAAUCCAGCAUGACGAGCGGAACCAGGAGAAGCUGAAGAAGUUCAUGAUCCGCAUCGGAGUGUUCAGCGGCCUGUACCUGCUGCCUCUGCUGGUGCUGCUGGGCUGCUAUCUGUACGAACAAGCCCACCGCAGCCGCUGGGAGAACAGCUGGAUCCGCCGACACUGCCAGGAAUACAGCAUUCCCUGCUCCCGCCGUAGUAUUGAUGUGGAGCAGCCUGAGCUCUCGCUGUUUCUCAUUAAAUAUCUGAUGACGCUGAUUGUGGGAAUAUCAGCCGUGUUCUGGGUCAGCAGUAAGAAAACCUGCUCAGAGUGGGCAUCAUUCUUCAAGAGAAAUCGCAAGAAAGAUCCCAUCAGCGAGUGUAGCGUUCUGCAGGAGUCCUGCGAGUUCUUCCUCAAGCACAACAGCCGCGUGCAGCACAAGUCCUCCUCGCACAAGCUGAAGGUCAUGUCCAAGUCCAUGGGCACCAGCACAGGUGUGCACACACCUGUCACCAGUAACCACAGCAACACACCUGUCUCCACGGUGAUCCACAACCACUGCAUUCCAAGCCAGAGCAUCUCCGAUCCACAUCGUUCCUCGGAGACGUCCGCUCCGGAGCGCAUCGGAUCAGCGGCAGCCGCUGAGAAACGCAGUAAAGCCGACAGUUCCAGCCGCGUCAGCAGCCACACUCAAACCUCACACAGGUUGACACCCAAAGAUGAUUUACUACAGGCUGACCAGAGCUCCGCCCACCGCACCAACACCCAAUGAAAUCUCAGACUCCUGGCUCCGCCUUCCUCGUUCUCCAUGCAUUUUCAUUAUUGAUGUCCGCAUCACUGGAAGAUUUGUUUUAAUUCCUGUACACUACUGUAAGUUAUAAUGGUGAUGCAGUUCAUAUUUACUGACAGGUUCUAUAUAGAUUCAACAUGAAUUUGUCAGUUUUUGUAGGAACAAGAUUGCACAUUGUAAACUUCAAGUGAUUCAUAACUGGAAUAGUCUUAACACUGACACUUCUGACCUGAAUCUGAACAAAAGCAACAGAUUUAAUUCAGGAUUUACUCUUAAACGAAAGGCUCUAAAGAUUUCUACUGAAUUUGCACAAGUGCUCUAACUGUAUGCCAAAAACACUUCCCAAUAGAAUAAACUGAUAAAACGGCAAUAUUGUUUACAAAUAUCAACUUUCUCUGUUCUCUAGUAAAACUUAAUCUUCAAAUUAAAAUUAUGAAGAUUAAGGCAUUUAACAUUUCAGUUGUGUCUCAGCUUUUCUUUCAGAAAGAUCUUUUGAUAUUGCUAUAUAUUUUUUAACGUAUGCAAUGUGGGCAGACCAUAAGCGGGAAAGCGCCUUUUAAUUUUUAAUAGGAAUUAAAAUAAAGCUGUGAGGAGAAGUAAAGUGCGUUCAGUGGAUUGUACAUUAUUUUAACAACAUGCUAAUCGUUUCAGCUAACAAAACAUCUGAGAAAAAGCUUUCAGUAGACAAAAAUCUAUGAAAGUGUUUUGUAAUCCAGUAGCUUUAUACUGUACAUGCCGUGGUAAAGACUGUUCUGUCCCUCACAUGUUGUUUUCAGUGUUAAAUGCAGUAUGGCAUCUGCUUCGACUGAGGUCUGUUGAUGUUCAUUAUAAUGUCAGUUGUGUGUUUUUUGCACCUUGUGUAGUUACCAAAAUACUCGUAUCUAACAUGUUCCUCUUAUACAGUAAAUAGAAGGUGUGCAAAUAUAUUGGGUGGAGGAUAGAAUAUGUCAGUUGAUAGAUUUGUAGUAUCAUUUUAUUCAUAUCAAUUGCAUACUAUAUAAUGAAUCUAGUAGAUGAAGAAUUGCUUUGUCUGUCUGUCUGUCGUCCAUUUUAUUAUACAUGUUUUAUAGUGCAAGGCUUAUUUUAAAAUAAAGUUUCUCAAUUUUUAAAA
Molecule: messenger RNA, 3503 nt
Organism: Onychostoma macrolepis
Lineage: Eukaryota; Metazoa; Chordata; Actinopteri; Cypriniformes; Cyprinidae
Gene: fzd6
Product: frizzled class receptor 6
Biological process (GO): canonical Wnt signaling pathway; non-canonical Wnt signaling pathway
Cellular component (GO): plasma membrane
Molecular function (GO): Wnt receptor activity; Wnt-protein binding
Source: RefSeq, a predicted model, not a curated record